Drosophila ananassae is the source of this 1786-nucleotide messenger RNA. RefSeq names its product homeobox protein SIX6 (gene Six4). Bases 415 to 1593 code for a protein of 392 amino acids. Gene Ontology annotation, cellular component: nucleus; transcription regulator complex. NCBI's taxonomy places the organism in Eukaryota, Metazoa, Arthropoda, Insecta, Diptera, Drosophilidae. The record is from RefSeq and is a predicted model, not a curated record. Gene Ontology annotation, molecular function: RNA polymerase II cis-regulatory region sequence-specific DNA binding; DNA-binding transcription factor activity, RNA polymerase II-specific. Gene Ontology annotation, biological process: regulation of transcription by RNA polymerase II. The transcript has 4 exons.
UUUUAGCCACCUCCCGCUUGCAGUUGAGUUUGAAGAGCGGUCGCGUGAAGACGCCAAGGCGACAAGCGUUCUACAAUUAAUUUAAAAACAUUAAGUCUGCUGGUGUUAAUUGAAAUAUUAUUUAAAAUAUCAAAAUAAAAGUGAAUAUGAAAUGUUAAAAUAAAAGGAAGCCAGUUUAAAAAACAAAACAGCUUGCCACAAGGAAGUUUUUAAAGUGAUUCUAAGAGUUUUUGAAAAAUUAAACAUCAAAAUUAAUAAAUAAACAAAUAAUAUAUAAACCUAAGCUUAAAUUGCUAUUUUCAAUUCAAAAAUGAUAAAUUAAGUUCCAAAAAUAUAACUAUCAGAUUUGAUAGCAAUCAGAACUCCAUUUCAAGUGAAAAAUAAAAAUAAAUUGAAUUGAAAAACUGCUGGAAAAUGUUUGAGAAGAACAUGGACACCAACAAUCUGUCGGUCUCGAUCAAUGGGGAUCUGGACUCGACGAGUUCCGGCGGCACCUCCUCGGACCACUCGGCCGCCCAGCAGGAUAAUCUCAGUUCGCCGAUGGCCUACGGCUCCCUCUUCCUACCAAAUGCUGGAUAUCGGGGCAACUUGUCGUGCAAAACGGUGCUACAAUUGGAUAAAUUUCCCUACGAAGGUGCGGAAAAGGAUCACCUGUUGGAGCGAAGGUUCCAGGAUAUCACCAACGACUAUGACAAGUCUCCGCCACCGACCGCCUCCACCACGCCCACCCAUUAUCCCAGCCUAAAUAGCAUAAUAUUCGAGAAUGGCAACGCCGGAAAUCUGGGGGAUCUUAAUGGGAAUACAAAGACGGACUCCAUGUGCGGUGGCUUGCAGAGGAACGGAAGUGGUUUGGGCGGGACAUCCAGUACUGGGGGACACCUCAUAUCCAAUCUUACGGCAGCCCACAAUAUGUCCGCCGUAGGCAGUUUUCCCAUCGAUGCGAAAAUGUUGCAAUUCUCCACGGAUCAGAUCCAAUGCAUGUGCGAAGCCCUGCAGCAGAAGGGUGACAUCGAAAAACUGACCACCUUUCUAUGCAGCCUGCCGCCCAGCGAGUUCUUCAAGACCAACGAGAGUGUCCUUCGCGCCCGGGCCAUGGUGGCCUACAAUCUGGGCCAGUUCCACGAGCUGUACAACCUCCUGGAGACGCACUGUUUCUCAAUCAAAUACCACGUGGAUCUGCAGAAUCUUUGGUUCAAGGCCCACUACAAGGAGGCGGAGAAGGUGCGCGGUCGUCCCCUCGGAGCGGUGGACAAGUAUCGGCUGAGAAAAAAAUAUCCCCUGCCCAAGACCAUCUGGGAUGGGGAGGAGACGGUCUACUGCUUCAAGGAGAAGUCCCGGAAUGCCCUCAAGGACUGCUACCUCACCAACCGAUAUCCCACUCCCGACGAGAAGAAGACGCUGGCCAAGAAGACGGGUCUUACGUUGACACAGGUCUCCAACUGGUUCAAGAAUCGUCGCCAAAGAGAUCGUACGCCACAGCAGAGACCUGACAUUAUGUCAGUACUGCCCGUAGGCCAAUUGGACGGCAAUGGCUUCCCGCGCAUGUUCAAUGCCCCCAGCUAUUAUCCCGAAACGAUCUUCAACGGGCAAUAAACCGCGAUCCAUGCGAUGCUGGGUUUUCGUGUAAAUAAGGCGUGUUUAUGUUAGAAGUGGGGAAUAAUAUAUGGAAAAUUGGUCAUCAAAUGGCACAUAUUCGUUAGCUUUAGAAUAAACUAAUUUUGCUUUAUGUAUUGUACAAUAAUAAUAAUAAAAUAAAUAAAUGUAGUAGACAUAGUUCAAUAAAUUC